Closterium sp. NIES-67 is the source of this 7732-nucleotide messenger RNA. Lineage: Eukaryota; Viridiplantae; Streptophyta; Zygnematophyceae; Desmidiales; Closteriaceae. The record is from the annotation of a GenBank genome assembly.
GAUGGCAAGUCGCAUGGUCGGAUAUGGCCGAGGAGGGGGAGGAAGAUCGGGGAGCGACGAUGGCGCCGCAGGCCGCGGUAGGGGCAGAGACAGCGGGGACAGCGCCGGUCGAGGGCGGGGAUCGCGGGCGGAUAGUCGCCAGCCUCCCGUGCAGCAACACCCUAGAUACCCGUAUCAACGGCAGCCAGGCCAGCAGGCUUAUCAGCAAUCAACGGCGGAGAUCGCUUCCGCAGGCUCGGCGCAAGGAAGCAGAGGCGGAGCUGGCGGGUUCUCUCGGCCCACCGGCGGGGGAUAUCAGGGUGCCGGGGGAUUUCAGGCUUCCGCUGGCGCAGGCGGAGGGAGGGUAAGCGGCGGAGGACGCGAUCAGCAAAUCGCGGAGCAAAGAGGAGCAUCGGCGCGCAGUGGCGCAGCUUCCGCGAGCUCCGCGGACGCUGCUUCGGCUGGCAGCGUGCCACGUGGCACUCCUAGAUUGGCCGGACAUAAUAAGCCAGCUAGCGACUAUGAUUACGGUCGCGGCGAUCGCGGUCGUGGUGACCACGUGGCUAAGGUGGAGGUUGGUAGUCGCAGUGGGGAUGUGCCACGUGGCCAAGGCAGAGGGGCUCACAGCGGAUCGACUGCCACGUCAGACGAAGGCGCCAGUGGCAGGGGCAAGGGCGUGCUGGUGGUGGGCUUUUUCGGCUCCAAUGACUCUCAGCUCACCGCGCUGCUCAACCACCUGAUACAGUACCCUGCCUUCUCCUCGCCCUCUACCCGAUUCGAUAUAGACACAAGUGGAGAUGCAUAUGGCGGGUCUGUUGCUGGCGGUGACCCCGAGAGCACGGGGCCUGUUUUUAGUGCUGCCACGUGGCAGCGUCUGGGGCUGCCACGUGGCAUGCUGGAGCAGUACUACGUUCGGCAGCAGAACGUGGUUUUAGUGAAGCUGUGCACGGAUGUGACUAAAAGCGCGCCUAAGAGUGGCACGAGAAGUGUGACUAAAGCGAGGGGAACUGGGGGGGGUGGAAAGGGGAAUGUGAAGGGGAGUGUGAUGGAUGCCGAGGAGGAGGAUGGGAGUUCAACGGUUAGAGCGGUGAAGAAUGGAGCACGUAGCGGGAGCUUGGGCAGUGGGGGGGAGGAGAGUAGGCGAGAGGGGGGGGAGGGAGGAGAGGGAGGAGAGGGGCAUGCGAGUCGAGAGGGGGAGAGGGAAGAGGGAGAGAGUGGAAAGGCAAGGGCGUGUGGGUUGCGGCAGGAGGGGGAGGUGGGGCACCAGGAAGUGGGGCACCAGGAAGUGGGGCACCAGGAAGUGGGGCACCAGGAAGUGGGUGCGCACGAGAGGGAGGAAAGGGCAGAUAGACCUUCUGUGGUGGGAAGCGGAGAGGAGGAGAGGGAGAGGGAGGAGGCGGAGGAGAGGGGGGGAAAGGAGGCGAAGGAGAGGGGGGGAGAGGAGAGGGAGGAAGCGCAUGAGGAGCCAGCGAGGAGCAGAGAGAUAGUAGCCACAGAGGAGGAGGAAGGUGGGAGGGAGGAGCAGAGGGGAGAGGAGGAAGAGCGAGCGGGCGAUGAAGAGCUGCAGGAGGCGGGGAGGGAGGGCGAGGAGGAGGAGGAGGGGGGGGUGGAGGAGGAAGGGGAAGAAGAGGAGGAAGAUUUGGAGGACGACGAGGAGAGGGAAGAAGAGGCAGAGGAGGAAGACGGGAGAGAGGAGGAGGAAGACGGGGGAGAGGAGGAGGAAGACGGGAGAGAGGAGAAGGAAGAUGGGGGAGAGGAGGAGGAAGACGGGGGAGAGGAGGAGGAAGACGGGGGAGAGGAGGAGGAAGACGGGGGAGAGGAGGAAGAGGAGGAGAGGGACAUGGAGGCAGCAGUGGUGCGUGCCUCGCUGCUCUUCUUCUCCGCGUGCAACAUCGUGGUGUGUGUGAGCCCCUCGCCGCACCUGGACCCCCACCUGCUGCACUUCUUCCGCCGCCUGCAGCAGGCCAAGCUCGCCCUGCUGCCCACCCUGCUGCUGCCGCACGCACAGGGGAUCCGGGAGCAGCAGGAGCAGGAGGAGAAGCAGGAGAAGCAUGGGCAGCAGCAGGGGCAGCAGCAGGGGCAGCAGCAUGGGCAACAGCAGCAGCAAGACCAACAGGUGGAGGGACGGCGUGAGGAUUUGGAAGCAGAUUCUGCUGCCUCAGCAGCCGAACAAGCACAGCAUGCUUUCUCAGUGGCUCUCACUACAGCGCCCAACGCCCGGACGGCAGUGCCACUGUCGCUGCCUGCACCGUCCCGCCCCCUUUCUACUUCAUUGCUGCCAACCCUUCCUCCACAGAUGCUCCUGCACCAGUCUUCUCACUAUGCUGCUCCCAGCAGCAGCAGCAGCAGCAGCAGCAGCAGCAGCAGCAGCUUUCGCUCUGACCAUACAGCCCAGGAGGAGCCGUCGAGGCUGCUGCUGCUCCCCGGCUUCGCCACCCCCUGCCUGCUCUUCGUCUUCCCUGUGCCCUUCGCCUCCGCCCAGGCUGCUCUGGCCGUGAACCAAGCACCAGCAGGGGGAGGACGGGGAGAAGCGGGGGGAAGGGACGGUGGGGCAGGGAGGGAGGCAUCUGCAGCAGCAGCAGAUGGUUCUACCCUGGGUGCUUCUGCUGCUGCUGCUGCUUCUGCUGUCGGCCCCACUGGUGCUGCUGGUGUUGCUGCUGGUGAUGCGAGUCCACCUGUCAUGUCGCCAUUGGUCAUCCGCCGUCGCAUGCAGUCCUCCCUGGAGUCGCAGAUCCGAUCUCUGCUCAAGCGCUGCCGCCCAGUGGCCUCUGCUAUGGACGUACACGUGGCAGGCCCCCGUUGGCUGAGGCAAUGGACGGCCAUGAUGAAGAGUGGGGCGCUGGGGCAGAUGAAGGACCAGGAAGGAACGGCAGCAGCAGGAGCAGCAGCAGCGCCAUCAGCAUCAGCGACAGCGGAUGCAUCAGUGGCAGCAGCGGUGGCAGCAGCAGCAUCUCCUCUGUUUGUCCUGGACCCCUCUCGCUGUGCUCUGGUGAUUCAUGACUCCGCUGUCUCCACCCGUCACGGCCUCUCUGCUGCCACUGAUGCACUCAUGGCCGUUCAACUCGGCGGCGCAGGCGGCAAUUUGGGCGGCAUGGGCAGUGACAUGGGCAUAGCGGUCUUGGCAUCGUUGCAGCAGCAGCAGCAGCAGCAGCAUGAUGGGAGCUCCACUUCGUUGUCCUCCUCUCCUGCUGCUUCUGUAGCCCCAGCAUCAGCAGCGGCAUCGCUAUCGAGCCUCCCUCUUUCCUUCUCCUUACUCUCACCAUCCUUCUCAUCACUCUCUCCCUUCUCCCCACUGCUUAUGAACCCUCCUCCACAACCUCCCUCCUCCUCCCCGUCCCCUGCGCACCCCCCCUCCCCCCUGUUUGCUGCCCUCUCACGCCCCUCUCCGCUGGCUGACACGGCAGCUGGGUCGUUGUGGGACUUCAUAGUGGGGCAGAGGGAGGUCAUGGAAGCACGGUGGAAAGGGGCACAGCUGCUUUCUGUAAAAGGCGCUGCCAGUGUUGCGAGAAGUGCCAGCAGCGGCAGCAACCGUGGCAGCAGCAGCAGAGGUGGGAGUGGUGGCAGAGACAGCAGCAGCAGCAGCAGCAGCACAGCAGCAGCAGAUGCAGGUGCAGCGGCAGGCGAAGGAGGAGAAGGAGAAGGGGCGGACACAGAACCAGACGCAGCCGCAGGCGGAGGGGCAGGAGCAAGGGCAGCGGCAGGGGCAGGGAGGGGGGGCGCAGGGCGUGAGAGGGUGGCUCGUGUGUUGUGUGAGUGGAGGGGAGACGGGAGGGGGAGAGGCGAUUGGGGUAUGGGUCAGAGCUUGGAAGGAGGGGUUGGAAGCGGUGAAAUGGGGUUUGGAGUGGUGGUGUCGUUGGCUUUGGCUGGUACAGGUGGCACAAGUGCUGGUAACGGAGGGAUGCGAGGAGUGCGAGGAGGAAGAGGAGGAGGAAGAAUGGGAAGAGGAGGAAGAGUGGAAAGAGGAAGAGGCACAGGAGCAGGGAGAGUGGCAGCGCCAGCACAAGCACUGCACACACCAACCCCACCAAUGCUCACGCCAUCACAAUCUCAAUCGCUGCACUCCCCCGUCGCUCUCUUCUCCUCGCUUCUCUGCCAAAGAGCCCUCACCCUAGCAUUCCACACCUACCGCAGGGGUCUGGCCCCGGUCUACACUGCCCGAGUGCACCAUGAACACGUCCGGGCAGCGGUGAAGGUUUUUGCGGAGACUGCCCGAGGACCUGCCCGAGAGGAGUGUUUUGAGCAGCUGAAGAGGCUCUGUUAUGAGCACUGGGCGGGGGGAGGAGUAGGAGGGGGAAGAGGAGGGGGAGAAGGAGGGGGGAGGCAGCAGUGUGAGGCAGUGUCUGUCUUGGGGCUACCAUGCUGGGUACUGCUGGGGCAUGAGACGUGGGAUGGAGGAGAGAGGGAGCAAGUGCAUGGGAGGGCGGUGGAAGCAGCAGCGGAACAUGGCAGAGAGGGUGGCGAUGGCAGGAGAGCAAGCAGAGCAACGAGUGCAAGCGGGCAUGAGAGCGGGGCAGUGCUGCAGUGUGCGUGUCGCUGCGGCUGCACUCAGCUGCUCCGCGCCGACCCGUUCCUCCCCUCCACGCCCUCCCCACUCGCUCCCACACUCCUUUCGCUCUUCUCCUUGCACCCAUCUCUCCCCUGCUGCGACCUGCUCUGCUCCAUUCCCUGUGAGCCCACCAGCUGGGGCAGAAGCGAAGCGGGGCGGAACGGACAAGGUUCUGAAUCUGGGAGGAGAGACGGAGGCGAGAUGGAAGUGCAGAGAAGAGAGCGGACGGGAUGGGAGGGCUCGGAAUCUGAGUGGGGCGUUACUGUUCUGGGCAGUAGAAAUUGGUACGACCCAAUCCAGGGGGUCCAGCAGGCUGGAUUUCUGCCAGGGAAAAACUUUCUUCUGCCCUGGGCGUUCCAGCUUCCAGCAAUUCGUGUGGCAGAGGAGGGAAGAAGGGGCAGAUGCAGCAGAGGGGCAGGGAACGAAAGCGUUUCAAUGGAUAGGGAAGGAGGGGCGAUGAGGGAAGACGGAGGAGAGAAGGUGGAGGGGAGGGAGGAUGCUCGUAAAGAGGGGGCGAUGGGAGAGAUUUGCGCGGUGAGGAAGGGCGGAGGUGAAGAGAGGGGGGGAAAGCAAGAGUUGAGGGGAAAGGAGGGGGACGGAUCAGAGAAUAACGGAGCAGAGGAAGGGGAGUGCAGGCGAGGGUCAGAGAUGGGGAGGGCGGAGGAGACUCGUUAUUGUAUUGUUCGGUACUGUGUAGGGGAUCCUGGUGUUAUUGCUGCACUUGAGGAGGGGAAAAGGACCAUAGCGGCAGAAAGAGAGUGGCCACAGGGGCAGGGGCUGCAGGGCGUGCAGCAGCAAGGGGGGGACGAGGAGGGGGAACGGGGAGAGGAGGGGGAGCAGGAGGAGGUAGGGAAGGGCAUUGCAAAGCAGGGGCAUCAGGUUGGUAUUGGGCCAGGUAGAGGAGAGAGGAAGCAGAAGGGAGGGAGGGGAGUGGCAGCAGGUGGAGAUGCUAGCAUGUUGCAGGCGCCCGCUUCUUUUGCUCGUGUUGCGGCAAUCGCAGCAGGAGCAGGGAAGGCAGCAGCAGCAGCGCCAGUGAAUACUUCAGAGAUGGCGUUUCCUCCCCUUGCUGCUUCCACGCACGGGGUAGCGCAUGGAUCAGACAAGGGUGGAUACCAGAAGGGUAUCUUAGGCCCGGGGGCUGGGGCACAUGUAGGGGCGGGAGCAGGGGUAGGAGUGGGACUAGUGGGGUCUGCUGUACCGCAUCAGCAGGCCAGCCAGAAACAGCAGCAGCAGCAUUUCAAGCAGCAGCAGCCGCCUCUCCUUCCCACGCCCCUCCAAGCCAGCAUGCAACAGGUGCAGAAAGUGCAGCAGGUGGGAGGAGAGGCCGAGGUGAAGCUCCUCAGGCGACGAUCGCUGCUGCUAGAGCCUCCACCCAGCAGCAGUAGCAGCAGCACCAGUGGUGCAGGUGCAGUGAAAGUGUGUCGAAGCAGCACUGGCACUGGCAGCACGGGCAGCAACUCUGGUAGUGGCACCAGCAGCAGCAGUGGCGGCAGCAGCAGCAGUGUGAGGCUGUUGCAGGUGUGUCUCUUCCUAGGCCUCGAGUACGCAUGCCCUGCGGGCCACCGCUUCUUCGCCGCACCUCCCCCUCCCUCCCAACCACAGGAAGAAGGGGGGGCUGGAGCUUUCAAUGCGCCUCAUGGGGAGAGUCAAGGGGGCGUGGGCGGAGCAGGACGCGUGCAGGGCUGGGUUGGGAAAGGGGAAGGGGGGGUGGCGGAUUGGAUUGGGGAGUGGGUUGCGCGAGAUCAGCCGCUGGUGGUGCGGUGUGCCACGUGUGCUGAGGUGAGGGCGAGUGGGGGGCGGAGCGUGACUGUAGAGGGGGAGGAGGUGCUGUUGGCGAGAGAGGAGGUGGUGGAGGGGGAGGGAGAGGAGGAGGGGGAGGAGGAACAGGGGGAGGAGGAAGAGGAGGAAAGAGAGAAGUUUGGAGUGGGUGUGGGCGAAGGAAUCGGAUUUGGAGAGGCAACGGUUAUGGGCACUGGUGAGGAGGGGGGAGGAGCGAAGGGAGAGGGAUGUGGGAGGGAAGGAGGAAAGGCAAGUGGUGGAGUAGCGGAUGAGAAAGCAGUGAGAGGCGAUGGCAAGUGGGGGCACAGGAGGCGAUUCUUCCCAACGACUGACGCGAUUCUGCAACGGAUCUAUGUGGUGACUCCCAAUCAUGCCCUCCUCUUCGCCUCCAACCCCACCCUCAUCGUCCCUCACUCCUCUGCUGCAACCGCCAGCAGCAGCCCCCCUACUUCCAUUUCCGCUGCAACCACCAGCAACACCAGUCUUCGCCAGAGUGAGAAGUUCUCCCAUUAUCACAACACCCACGCCCGCUUGCUCUCCCCCCCAUCGCCCCUCCUACUCCCCCCGAACUCGUCCCUCUGCAUCCGUCUUCCCUCCCACCUCCUCCUCCCAUCCCUCCUCCUCCCCUGCUUUUCUCUCGCCUCUGGCUCUUCUGACUCGGUACCAACACCACCGGCAGCAGCACCAGCAGCAGCAGCAGCAGCAAGGCUGGUGGGCGGCUCUGCUCUGUUCCUUCCCUCUCCUCCCUGUGCUGCCUUCCGUGUGGGGGGGGACACGGAGGAGGAGGGCAGGGGUAGUGCUGGCAGGGUGGGGAGUUUGGAAGGUGGAGGGGGAAGAGGGAGUGAGGGGAGAGGAAGAGGAGAGGAGGAGGUUUCAAUGAGGGGAGGAGGGAAACGAAUGUUGGAUGCAGCAGGAGAAGCACAAGGAGUGGCCGACUCGGGAGUGGAAUCUGCAGCGACUGCUUCAGCAGCAGCCGCAGCAGCGGCGGCGGCGGCAGCGGCGGCAGCAGUAGCAUUUGCAGAAGCUACAGGAGCAGGAGUGGCAGGAAGGGGGGUUGGGAGCAGCGUGAAUGUGGGGAGAGGCGCAGGGGGGCGAGGAGGCUGGCGCGGAGGGGGGAGAGGCGGAGGAGGAGGAGGGGGGGGGGGAGCAAGGAGGGGGGUCGAGGGGGAGGCAGGGUGGGUCCACAAGGGUCACGUGCCUCUGGGUCGUACGGAUGACGGUGGGCGGUGCUAGAGCCUGCUUGUGAGUCGCGUCAAAAGAAGGCAGCAGCGCAAUUCCACAUGGGUCGUGAGCAUCUGGGUCGUCGUAUGGAUGGAUGAUGGUGGGGGGUUGCGAGACUCACGCCACCCCUCCACCGCCCCUCCUUGUGCCCCUGGCUUUCGACUCGGCCUUGUAGAGGCACUCACGAGUCGUGCACAAGAUCGAAAC